UUCUCAGUGCGUCGCGAAAUGUUUGUGUACAUAGCAACUACAAUACCGUUAUUUCUGGUCCAAACUGUUGGAAGCAGUCAUUCUUUUCAACGAGAAUGUCUCUACAGGCAUCUUCUCAGUCAAUCGGGAUGCAGAAAUGUACUGAUGAGGAAACGUUCUACAUGCACUGCAGAGCCGCCUACCUGACUGUAUUUAGGUCUAGUCUGGCCAGUAUCACCUCCAAACAUCAGCUAUGCCGUGUUCUCCAGCAGGCAGGCAGAAAUCCAUCCCAGGCAACUCUCAACAAACACUGGACCCCAAGUACCACUAAGCUGAACUUUGAUGAUUUCUGUGAGAUAGUGAAGAAUGAGAGGCCGACAGAGGCGCACGAGUUGAUGAGAGCCUUCAGAAAGAUGGACAUUAAUGGAGAUGGUUAUAUCUCACACAGUGAACUACACAUAGUCCUCACUUCAAGAGGUGAAAAGAUGGCUGCCAAGGAGGUGGAUGCCAUUUUUUCAUUAGCUGAUACCAACAAAGAUGGCAAAUUGGACUAUGCCGAGUUCUGCAGACUGAUGGAGUCCACGGCAGAGCAGUGUCAGAUUGCAGCUCUGGAGAGACUGGAGGCUGAUGCCAAGCUGAAGAGGCAGAACUUUGGCAACGAGUUAGACAGCCCUCCAAAGAGCUUAGCGUCCACCGCUGUGACUGUCCCCCAGCCACCACACAAAACGGAGCCGGACAUCACACUGAAGAAAGACAGCAGAUCGUCGUCCCGGCCCUCCUCAGCUCGCAGUAGACGGUCGUCACUGUCUAACGCCAUCACCAUGGCAGCCAGCAACACUAAGAGCAUCAAGCUGGCAGAGCCCACAUCUAUACAGGACUGGCAUCACACCUGUAUGAAGGGCAGUUUCUUCCUUGAGGAGGAUGGAGGCAUCACGUCCCUGCAAUACCGUCUCACCGUCCCCCAGACAGCCACCGUCUACCUCACCAUCAGACCUCUCAACCUUAGCCAGAGACUUGAAAAGCCCUCAUCCUGGAUGUCGGUGGACACAGCUGUCUUUCUGGUGUCAGGAAAAGACACUAAAGAGGACUCCACUUUGGUGUGUUUCACUGAGUCAAGAAACAAAGAGAAGUGUUGCUGGAAGGGGGAGAUGAGUGCUGGUACCUACUGCCUCCUUCCCUUCACCACGGGCUGUAGGCUGAGGAAGAGGACCAGGAAGAGCGUGACUAAACCUGUCACGCUGGUCAACAGGACUGACACGGGGGAGCUGGACCUCACUAGGGACUUCAGGGGGGUGCUGUCUGAUAUCUUUGAGGUGAUAGACCUGGAUGGGAACGGCCUCCUCAGCCUGGAGGAGUACAAUUUCUUUGAGCUCAGGACCAGUGGAGAGAACUGUGAUGAGGAAGCAUGGGCUGUCUGCAAAGAGAACUUUGACACCCGGAAGAACCAGCUCAGUCGUCAGGGCUUCAUGGAGCUCAACCUGAUGGAGGCCAGCGAGAGAGGGGGGGACCCCACAGACCUCUGGGUAACGCUGGAGGCCAUGGGCUACAACCGCAAUCUGGAGAUGGUGGAGGCGUGUCCGUUCCUGAUAGAUGUUUACUGUGAGGAGGGUCAGUGUACUCUGCAGCCGGUCAGUCUGGAGUCAGGCCACAGGAUCCUGAACACAGCCCUGCAGAGGUCCAUCACGGCCAGGUCAGAGGUCAAAGCCCUCAGGGGUCAGGAGAACAUCCUGGUCUACACCUACAGAGGAGAACACAGGAUCUCCACCGUCAUCGCCAACAAGACCAACCAGAAGGUGACGGUGCACGUGAACAACGAGCAGAGUAAGAACUGCAGCAGCAGCAGAGGGAUGAGUGUGUUCGCUGUGGAGGUCCCUGCUAGAACCAAGAUGGUGUGCCAGCAUGUCCUGCCCAUCAACGAGCACCAGGAGUGGACCUACAGCUGUGUGGAGAGCAUUAUACCAUGCCAGUGAAACAGUGAUAGACAGCAACCCUAAUAUUACCAUGGUACUUUAUAAAACAUACUAAUACAAAGGGACAGUGGGCCAAAAGCUAUUUAUAGCCAACGGGAAACUGAAUUAAUGAAUAAUACUAUAUGUAUGUAACAUGUGCCUUUUGUGAUAGUGGUGUGUAGUUGUUUUUCCAUGGAAUUGUAUGAAAUUAUGUUGAUUUGAAAAAUCUUUAAUUGAACUAUAAUAGAGAUUCUGUAGAUAAUGAUACUGAACUUAUAUUUGCACUAUGAUUUAUAAUAUUUUGAACACUCAAUUUUCAUUGUACUGUGACUCCUAUAAUAAUGUGUAUAACUUUUCAAUAGUACAUAGUUUUAUCACAUGCCUUUAUAUACGAAUAUGAUGUGCAUUGUAACGUGUUUUAACAAGUGUGCUCAAGUCUCAUAUUUACAAACAAUAUGCUAUAUCUCUAACAAUAUUACAUUAUUACGUAUGUCAGUCAAAACUCAAAAAUAAAUCUCUAAUUUAAAAUAAUGGAGUAACUUGU
This is a messenger RNA of Salvelinus namaycush (lake trout), 2472 nucleotides long. RefSeq names its product EF-hand calcium binding domain 7 (gene efcab7). Gene Ontology annotation, molecular function: calcium ion binding. NCBI's taxonomy places the organism in Eukaryota, Metazoa, Chordata, Actinopteri, Salmoniformes, Salmonidae. Bases 96 to 1949 code for a protein of 617 amino acids. The transcript has 14 exons. The record is from RefSeq and is a predicted model, not a curated record.